Molecule: messenger RNA, 2469 nt
Organism: Solenopsis invicta (red fire ant)
Lineage: Eukaryota; Metazoa; Arthropoda; Insecta; Hymenoptera; Formicidae
Exons: 1
Coding region: 1-2469 (822 amino acids)
Biological process (GO): DNA recombination; DNA integration
Molecular function (GO): site-specific DNA-methyltransferase (adenine-specific) activity; DNA binding
Source: RefSeq, a predicted model, not a curated record
AUGGAGGAUAUUCGAUCAGUAAAGAGUUUGAUGACACAAAAAGCAUUUAUGGGUUCAUUAGAUUUAAAGGAUGCUUAUCACGUAGUUCCUGUACACAAAGAUCAUAGAAAAUUUCUCCGUUUCAAAUUUCUUGAUAAGCUAUACCAAUUCACUUGCCUCCCCUUUGGGCUUUCUACCAGUCCGUAUGUAUUUACAAAGUUGAUGAAACCAGUCAUGAACCAUCUAAGACUACGGGGAAUAGUGACAGUAAUAUAUCUAGACGAUAUACUUUUUAUACACAAAUCCAAGAAAAUCUGUCAGAGUAAUAUUAAUUAUGCUAAAGAAUUAAUGGAACAUCUAGGUUUUAUUAUAAAUUAUCAGAAAAGUUCCCUAAUACCUAGUCAAGAAUGUACUUAUUUGGGUUUUAAAAUUAAUUCAAAUACCUUUUGUUUAGAAUUAACAGAUAAAAAGAAAAUUAAAAUUGUAGAAUUGAUAAACCAAGUUUACGAAGGAAAACGGUACAGAAUUCGAGACAUAGCAAAAUUAUUAGGUACUUUGACGGCAGCUUGCCCGGCAAUGGCAUACAGUAAAGUAUAUGUUAAGAGAUUGGAAAGGGAAAAGUUUUUAGCAUUAAUACUUAAUAAUAACGAUUUUGAAGGAAAAAUGCAUAUAACGAAAGCGGCAAUAGAAGAAUUACAGUGGUGGAAACGAGUUGUACCAUUAGGUUAUAAUCCAAUUAGAGUUCAAAAAUUUAAUAUGGAAAUAUAUUCGGAUUCCUCAACGACUGGUUGGGGCGCUUAUUGUAACAAUGUUAGAAUCAGCGGGUUUUGGAGUAAAAAAGAAAGAAAGUGCCAUAUAAAUUAUUUAGAACUCAAGGCAGCCUUUUUUGCGCUACAAAGCUUUGCAUCCGAAUUGGUUUCGUGCGAAAUUCUGUUACGAUUGGACAAUACAACUGCAAUAGCGUAUGUCAAUAAAGCGGGAGGAAUCAAAUUUCCUCACCUCAGCGAACUAGCCCGGAAAAUAUGGCAAUGGUGCGAAAAGAGAAAGAUUUGGAUCACGGCAUCUUACAUUCCGUCUAGUGAGAAUAUAGAGGCAGACGCGGCGUCGCGUAUUACUAAUAUUGAUACCGAAUGGGAGCUAUCGGAUGAAAUCUUUAAAAAAAUUGAAAGAAGCUUCGGACCAUUUGAUAUAGAUCUUUUCGCAUCAAGGUUAAAUAAAAAAUGCAAGAAAUUCUGCUCCAGAUUUCCGGAUCCGGACGCGACGUUUGUAGACGCGUUUACAAUAUCAUGGGAAAACAAAGAAUUUUAUGCAUUCCCCCCCUUUUCUCUAAUUUUGCAAACAUUAAGAAAGUUUAUUUUAGACAAAGCGGAAGGCACAAUUGUAGUGCCUUUAUGGAUCAGUCAACCUUGGUUUCCAUUAUUUAAAUCAUUAUUAGCAUCGGAACCUCUUAUAUUUCCUCCAAGUAAGAAGCUUCUAUUAUCUCCUUGUAGGCAAAGGACGCAUCCAUUGGCAACGAAACUGUCAUUAAUGGCAGGGCAGUUAUCAGGAAAGCUGCAAAAAGGAGUCACAGAAGACUCAGUGGACAUCAUGGUAAACUCUAUAACACCUUCAACCCUCAAGCAAUACGAAAGCGCCUUAAAACUAUGGAUGAAAUUUGCAGUAGAACACCAAUUCGAUGCGUUUAACUCAACAACUACGUCUAUUUUAAUGUUUCUAACUCAAAGGUUUAAAGAAGGCGCAGGUUACAGCACCUUAAAUACCACCAGGUCGGCGAUUGCUCUUAUUUCAUUAUACAAUAUUUCGCAAGAUGGACUUAUUGCACGGUUUCUAAAAGGUAUUUAUAAGAAAAGCCCAGUGAGACCUAAGUAUGCUUCAACAUGGGAUAUUACAGUGUUGACAUAUAUUGAAGAGCUCCCGCCUCUAAAUCAAUUAAGUUUUAAGGAAAUAGCAGAAAAGAUAGCAACGUUAUUAGCAUUGACGACUGCACAUCGGCUGCAAACAUUAGUGCUGAUUCGUGUUGAAAAUAUUCAUGUCUCAACGGAAGGACUAACUAUAAAAAUACCAGAUUUAAUUAAAACAUCUAAGCCAGGAAAGUUUCAGCCAGAACUUUAUUUGCCGUAUUUUAAAGAAAAGCCAAAGUUAUGUACAGCAUCAGCUAUAUUAGAAUAUUUAGAAUAUACCAAAAAAUUUAGGGAUAACAAUAAUACAAGAUUAUUAAUAGCUACUGUAAAGCCAUAUGGUGCGGUAAGUGCACAAACUAUUGGGCACUGGAUUAAAGCUUUGCUAAACAAAGCCGGUAUAGAUACAAAGCAGUUUUCUGCGUACAGCACACGGCAUGCGGCCGUAUCUACUGCGUUCCGAAAAGGUGUAGACGUAACUACAAUAAGACGCACGGCAGGUUGGUCUGCUCAGUCACAAACAUUCUUUAAGUUUUAUAAUAAGCCGUUACAGACUUCGAACGAUGAGUUUAUUCGGGCAAUUUUAGGAUAA